Ziziphus jujuba (common jujube) is the source of this 797-nucleotide messenger RNA. Its product is annotated as thioredoxin H2. Gene Ontology annotation, molecular function: protein-disulfide reductase activity. NCBI's taxonomy places the organism in Eukaryota, Viridiplantae, Streptophyta, Magnoliopsida, Rosales, Rhamnaceae. The record is from RefSeq and is a predicted model, not a curated record. The transcript has 3 exons. Bases 76 to 480 code for a protein of 134 amino acids.
UUCUUAUCCUGGUGUAGCUUGUGCGCCAGUUUUUAUAUAACCAACCAACCAACCAAAACAAAAAACCAAAAAAAAAUGGGAGGAAUACUGUCAAGCCUGCUUGGAGGACCAGCGGCAGCCGAAGCAGCGUCGUCGUCGGAGCCGUCGCAAGUGCGGUCGUUCCACUCGUCGGAGAGGUGGCAGCUACACUUCAAUGAAGUCAAAGAAUCCAACAAACUGGUGGUGAUCGAUUUCUCAGCGACAUGGUGUGGACCCUGCAAGCUAAUGGAGCCGAUCUUCAACGCCUUGUCUUCCAAGUUCACCGACGUUGACUUCGUUAAGAUUGAUGUCGACGAGUUAUCCAAAGUAGCACAGGAAUUUGGGGUUCAGGCGAUGCCGACGUUCGUGCUGGUGAAGAAAGGGAAAGAAGUGGAUAGGCUGAUUGGAGCCAAGAAAGAAGAGCUCGAAAAGAAGAUUGAGAAACACCGUCCCACUGCUUGAAUUCAAUCCACACACCUCCAUUGCCUUAUUGUCCUGCUUCAACCCUAGUGUAAUUUGUGUUUCUUCUUCUUCUUCUUCCAUUACUUUGGUUUGGGGGGGGGGGGGGGGGGUGUGAACUAAUGUUUGUUUGGAAGUUUAAUGUUUGCUUGGAAAUUUGGAUUUUUAUGAAUUGUUGCUUGUAACUGCAUGAGAGUGUUGCUUCUUUAAUUUGUUUUAUUUAGAUCUAUUUUGUUAUCAGUCUUAUGGAGUACCUUGUUAAAACUACAGCCUGAAGCUACAUAUGAUGUCUUGCAUGUAUAUAUGAUCAAGUUAUAUUA